This is a messenger RNA of Cladophialophora psammophila CBS 110553, 1158 nucleotides long. RefSeq lists its product as uncharacterized. NCBI's taxonomy places the organism in Eukaryota, Fungi, Ascomycota, Eurotiomycetes, Chaetothyriales, Herpotrichiellaceae. The transcript has a single exon. The coding region runs from base 1 to 1158 and encodes 385 amino acids. The record is from RefSeq and is a predicted model, not a curated record.
AUGCUAGCCAAUACUAGCAUCGCCAUUAUUGCACCUCUUCCCAUCCUACUACUAUUGUUCACCAUUGGAGUUUUCAAUUACAAGCACCUACUACCUCUCUGGACAUAUAAAAGGCAGAUCAAGCUCGAUUUCUCGCCCAACGAACUUUCUGGCGUCGAUAUAGCUGUUGUCUUAGUUAUCUUUCUGUUGAGAUCGGUCAAACAUUCAAUACUCUCGACAUACAAGUGGAUAUGCAACGCCAGAAAUGAUGUCUCUGAAGUUCCAAUCUCCCCAGAUGAAGACGAACUAUCGUUGGUCAUGCCGUUUCGACCAACACAAGCAGACCUCAGUGCCUAUUCCGUGGCUGUCAAGAAUUCACUAGUUGAUAGGGACGACGUUCAGUUAGUCAGCUCACAGCUGCUUCUCCUCCUAUCAGCUCUGAGUGAGCCAGCCAUGCUGUUGUUACUUGCCCACCGGUCGUGUCAGAUACGACCUCUAGGCUCCGUCAACGUAAGAAACCGAUUCGAACUGUUGAGGCCCGACCUCUGCACAGGGGAGACAUUGGUGUCUUUCAAAGAGGCCUUCUUGACUGCAAGGCUCUCAAAGCAUGUCCGCACGGUCAAACGAGGGUUUGAGGUUGACCUCACGGUAAGCUUGAAUGUUCUAAGCAAGGAUUCCACCGACUCGAUCCCGGUCUUUCGGCAAAAUUUCACUAUUUUGCAGUUCGCAAGAAUUCGCGCAGAGAUCAUUCAGGGACGGAAUGCCGCCCCAGAUAGUACUAUAUCCACCCCGGCCUGGUCAGCUUCGAUACCUCUCACCGUCGAGUACAAUGACCCCACCGGCUGGGCAAGGCUCUGCAAAGAUUACAAUCCAAUUCACAUCUCGACGAUCGCGGCAAAGCUCUUUGGAUUCCCAGGGAAACUAGCCCACGGCAAUUACAUCGGUGCAUUAGCUGCCAAGUACAUUGCUUUUGCCAACGCGAACGAGCCGCUUUUUAUGGAAAUUACGUUCAAGCGGCCCGUGGUUGUCCCUGCGCACUUGGAGUUGAAGGUUUCCCCAGCGGCGGCAGAAGAAUCACAGUCACGCCUUGUUAUUAUUACAUUGUUCCAAAUUAUUAGCAAGAACAAAAUCUGCGUCGAAGGGAGAAUUGGCCAGCUCAAAUACACGGCCAACGCCUGA